CAAAUGUGAUUUGAAGAUGGCGAUACAAGAGUAGGAUUGAGCGGACGCUUCGCAAAGAAGCUUCCUUCUUGCAGUGUUAAUUAAAAUUCCAAGCCCAGUUGUACAUGAAUGUGAACGAACAAGAGAUUCGCAUCGGUUAAGCGACGAAAUCUCGCGAUACGUGUAUACGUAUGUAUGAACCGUCUCUCUUUCCAGACUGGGAAGUUCAAUGCGGCGCAUAAGCAUGUGUCACGUCGCGAUGAAACAAGAGCAGGAGUUCUAUAAUGGUGGAGGGUUCUUCGCUUUUCGUGCUAAUCAAGGGAACAAUUCAAAGGGGAGAGGCCUAAGACUACUAACACAAUUUACUAAUCGGAACGGAAAGAAAUUAUUUGUAUUGAUAUACAAAUAUAUCUUUAUCUGUGAUCGCGAAAUAAAAGGAAAACAAACGAAAGACAGAGAAUUGCAAAAAAAUCAAACAGUACUCUGGUUCACACAAAGUUAACAUACAUACGAUCUAGUCAAGAAAGGAAGACUUACUUCUUAAAGAGAAAAUUAUGACGCUUUGAAAUAAUGAUGAUACAAUGAAUUCGAAAUAUGCAAGCGAAAAAUAUAAAAACACAAUAAGCAAUUGAACUAUGAAUUUUGUCAAAAUUCUAUUCCGAAAGUAUUCCGAACAAAGAAGAUUGCGUUUAUUAGAAAAUUGAGGAUCGCGCAUGGGUAUUACGAAUAACAUCAAAGAUAAUUCAAUUGUAAUAAAAUAUUAAUAAUGUAUCGAUCACAUUGGAAUUUAUUACCAAAAAAAAAAAAAUGUAUUACCAAAGAAACAUUUAAUCGAAUGCUUUAAGAAUAUACGUAGUGGAAUAUAUGUAAACGCAACUAAUUCUAAUAACACUGAUCAAAGUUUUAUUGUUAUUAACGACAAACGAUACCAAAUUAGACUUAAUAUAAAAUUAUAAAAAAAGUUAAAGAAUAGAAAAUUUGAUCGAUACAAAAAAGAUCGAGUACAAUUGAUGGUGUAUUGAAGAUUUAUCUAUCGACAAUUAUGUAUACAUACAAAAUCUUGACAAACGUAUAUUUAUAUAUACGUAUAGAUUUAAGUAUAAAAAAAGAAUGAUCUUUUCAUUCAUAUCAAAUACGAUUAACAUAGUUGAUUUGAUACGUGUUAUCAUACGUGUUCAACAAAUAAACAAAAACGAGGAAGAGAGACAGCGGGGGAGGGAGGGAGAGAGAGAAGGAAGCAAGAAGCGAGAAAAAAAGAGAAAGAGAAAGAGACUUUUUCAUCAGUGAUCUAUUCGUUACUAUUCGUUGAAUAAGUGGACAAAAAAAUAAAAAAUAAGAAUAACUUAAUCUCGAAGAAAUUAAAUAUCAUAAUAGAGAAUAAGAGAUAGAAAAAAUAUAGAAAAAAAAUAAAGUCUAUAAUUUGUAGUUUAAUGCAAAAAAAUUAUCGUGUUAUAAUGGAUAUAGUACGAAGAUGUCAAAGAUGGUGAAAAUGAUUCGUCAUAGAUUCGUCUAUAUUGGAUGAAACGAACAAAUAUUUCAUUAAAAAUUAUAAAUAUUACUAAGAGUGGUGUAUAUCGAAGCUGAAAUAAUUAUAAGAGCUGUGAGUUUUUUUCGAAAAAUUUUAUACGAAAAAUAAUAAUAUAAUUUCUUAAUCACGCUGAUAAAUAAUUAUCGUAUUAAAGAAAGAGAUAAUAACAAUUAUCUUGAAAAAAAUAAUAAAAAAGAAAGAUGAGAGACCGUAGACGAAGAGAAAAUUGAAGAAGGAGAAUUGGAAGAACGAAAGAAAUAUGGAAAGAGUCUGAAGCAGUGUAGAGAGGGUGUCUGGAUGAGCGGAGGGGUAAAAUUUAGACCGAUAUCGACCGCGAAUUGCGCUUGCGUGGAAAAAGGCGCGCAAUCGCUGUUGAGAAAGCAACGUACUGCCGCGAGGAAGAGGCAGUCAGUCGAUUGUCGCGACGACCAUCAUCGACGAGUAACAAUCUCUGUCGUUUUAUCGUUGUUUCUUUAUAUAGCCGAGGUGGUUAUUAUUUCGUAUUCAAUAUUCCUUCUUGCAUCAAUAUCGAUUAUUUUUUUGAUCAAAAGCAUAAAUUUUGCUUGUCUAUAUACUCAGUAUGCAGAACGAUUUUUUUUUUGUAAACACACAGCUAAAUUUCUCAAUUCGCGUAAUUAAUAAACUAUUUCUCUUUAACUAUCGCUUUUAAUGCUACUCCACUUCUUUCGACAUCCUUGCAACGGUCUCGGUGAUUCCAAUGCGCGCACCGUCGAAACGCGCAUUUGAAAGCUAGCAUAUGAAAAAGGAAAUUGUUAUUAAUAAAUAUGCAUCAGAGUCGUAAGUAAGAAAGAGAAUAGAUCGCGAUCACCUAUUUCUACAAGAUUAAUUUCUCUCUUUUUCCCUCUUUCUUCAAUUUGCUUCUUCAGUUUUUUCCUUUCUGCGUUUUGAUAAACUGUGUAGAAUUGGAAAACAUAAACUAUAAUAUUUGCAAUAUUCGCAAAAUUUACAUUAAUUUCACUAUAAAUAAGAAUAAAUAUUAAUAUAAAAAGUUAAUAUAGAAAAUUGUACGACAAGAACAAAAAAAGAGUAAGGUAGAGAGAAAGAGAGAGAGAGAGAGAGAGAGAGAGAGAGAGAGAGAGAGGAGGGAGGAAGGAAAGGAGGGGGAGAAAGAAAAGGAAAAAGAAAAUAUCGAUACAAUAAGAAUAUGAUAUCUGAUUGUUGUUACUUUAUAUACGCAUUUCAUUGUUUCUUUUGUUCUUAACUUUUAUUAUAAGAAACAGAUCAGAAACAUUUCUUAGAAAUUAAAAUAAAACAUUUUCAAAAUUAAAAUGAAUGCGUUCUACGACUUUAAGAUUUACCGCGAAUAAUAAGAAUCGCGAUUACAUUGAGAGAGAAAGAGAGAGAGAGGGGAAAGAAAAAGAAAGAAACAGUGAGUAAGAAAUUGCGAAUAUUUGGGUAAUAAGAUAAAAAAAAAUAAGUUAAAUGGCUACGCUUAAUAUGCAACAAGAUAUUUUAAAUCAAGUAACUGGAAGCGAUCAACAACAAGAGGAAAUUCAACUGACAGAAUUAUUACCAGUGAAACAAUCACGAAUCAGAGAGAAUGAAAUUUUUAAAGAUACAGAUGCGAAUGUUGAUACGACCGAUGCUUUAAAGAUACUUCGAAGUUUUACCAUCGUGGACAAUUGUUGCAACGAUGAUGAACAUAAGCUUUGUUCGGUCAAUUUAUCUUUUUGUAGAAAAAUCGAUCAAUAUGAGCGAGAAAAAUUACAAGACAAUUACAAACAAUUAUUUGAAGGUAAUCUGCAAAAGAAGAUUUGCGAAUAUGAUAAAAAAAAUGUAAUUGAUAAGCCCGAAAUUGGAAAAGAAAAAGAGAAACACAACGUCCAAAGAUUUGAAAAUGAAUCAAAUAUAGGAAAAAGAAAACGCAAACAAAUCGAUAAAAAAUCGAUGAUUGGAGAUGUAAUAAAAUCCACAAAGAAAAGAGCAAUUAUCGAUUCAAUAAAAAAUAAUAAAAAAGAAAAAAGUGAAGAAAAUGGCAACGCAAGGUCAAGGAAUCGGUUAAAAUUACGAGAAAAUUCAUAUCUCGAAAAUGAAAAAGGGAUUAACGAACAAAUAGAAUCAACGACUUAUUUAGAUCUUGACAAGAAUAAUCAUUUAAAUGAUGAGAUUUACGUGUUUCGUCGUGAGUUGAUAGACGAAGAACAGGAACCUAACCUAAAUUCGAAAAAUAUAGAGGGAACGUGCAAAAAUGCCAAUUAUACUAAUACUACCGAUGGAAUAUUAUUCGAUCGAGUAGCAAUUUCUAGCGAAAUAACGGACAAAAAUAAUAUUGAUGAAGCCGCCAAACAACUUAUCGCCGUUACUAUUGAAGAAAAUUGCAUAUUUAAUGAAAAAGUAGCAAAUUCGAAAAUAUUGCUCGAGAAUUCAUCGAAAGAAACAAAGUUAAAUUUAUAUACAACAACGAUGAAUUAUCUCGUAGACAGUGAAAACAAUAAUACGAUGGAAUCAAGUCGAUUCAAAGUCGGAGAAACUCAUACGAAUCCAUCGUAUGGAUCAGAUAUCUCUAAGAACAUAGUUGUUAUCGAAUCGUCAUCAUCGUCAUCGUCGUCGUCGUCGUCGUCGUCAUCGUCAUCGUCAUCGUCAUUAUCAUGCUCAUCAUCAUUGUCAUCGUCAUUAUUGUCGUCGUCACUCUCAUAUUCAAAAAAAAAGAAUAUGAAUGAUAACGAGGAUGGACAAGACGAGGACGAAAAGAUUGAUAUCAAAGCUAAAGAAGAAAAUCAGCAAAAAAAAUACUGUUGCGUAGUUUGCGAGGCGCGAUUUAAAGGUAGCGGAGGUCUUCGUAAUCAUUAUAAGAUCGUACAUGGAGCGGGACCUAUCUUUAAAUGUGACGAGUGUGGCAAAGAAUUCCCUUUAAAAGAAAGAUUGAAACUACACGUUAGAACACAUACCGGAUUCAAGCCGUAUAAAUGUCCAGAAUGUGACAAAAGUUUUGCCAGAGGAGGACAAUUGGUGCAGCAUCGGCGUACUCACAGUCAAGUGAAACCGUACCGUUGCGGUUUAUGUUCUGGCACGUUUACCUGUGCCGCGAAUUUGGCAUUGCACGUAAAACGACACAAUGGUCAAAAAGAUCAUAAAUGUGAGAUUUGUGGUCGUGCGUUCGUUCGUCGAGACGCACUCAAAAAACAUCUCGAAUGCCUUCAUAGAGAUGUAAAAUCUUUUCUCUGCGUGAUAUGUAACAAAACUUUUAAGGGCCACCUACCUCAACACAUGAGAACGCAUGCGCGCGAUCGGCCACAUGGUUGCGCUACGUGUGGUCAAAGAUUCGCUCAAAAAUCUCAACUGACCGUCCAUCAAAGAACACAUUCAGGACAAAGACCAUUCAGAUGUUUGGUUUGUUGGCAGGCAUUUGCACAUUCAACGGCUCUUAAACUUCAUACAAGAAGACAUACCGGUGAAAGGCCGUUUAAAUGUGCCGAAUGUAACGCCGGUUUUACACAACUACCCCACUGGAAGAAGCAUAUGAAAUGCAUCCACGGCCGAAAUGAGCCAUACGCUUGCAAAAAGUGUAAGAGUUUCUUUAGAAUCAAAAACGAUUUGGAAUGUCACGAGAAAACCUGUCAUCCUGAAUCUAAAAGUGAACAUGACGUUUCGAAUAAUCGAACAGAUUCCAUAACGACAACGAUAAUACCGACAACAUCAGUUUCGAUGACCUUACAAUCGACAACGUCGUCCCUGCUCUCCAAUGAAAUAAUCACCGACAAAUCUUCCUCCCUCCCCUCCAAAUAUAAAAUAAUGUCUGUCGAGAGGAUGAGAUUGUUGCUCGCUGUACUUCUUAAGAGGAUUAGCAAACAAGAAAGAUUGGACGAAUUAGGGUUUGGGAAACGAUUAAUCGACGAGGUUCUUUAUGAUUCUUUGUUAUCUGCUGGCAAAGAUCCGGUCGUGAGUAACGGUCUUUCGGAACUCGAAACUCUCACCAAGAAUCUCGAGAUAUUUCUCAAGUGGACCGUACCCAAAGAACAUUGGGAACAUUUUCGCAAGUUGAAUAAAACACCCGAAGAUAUUCUGGAAACACUUACCGCUACUUAAAUAAAACUCCUAGUUAUUUCAAUCAUUUAAUCAUAUAUGGCUAACGCUAUUAAAUAUUUACCAAA
Messenger RNA from Apis cerana (Asiatic honeybee), 5619 nucleotides. RefSeq names its product zinc finger protein 182. Gene Ontology annotation, biological process: regulation of transcription by RNA polymerase II. The record is from RefSeq and is a predicted model, not a curated record. Lineage: Eukaryota; Metazoa; Arthropoda; Insecta; Hymenoptera; Apidae. Gene Ontology annotation, molecular function: DNA-binding transcription factor activity, RNA polymerase II-specific; RNA polymerase II cis-regulatory region sequence-specific DNA binding.